Neltuma alba is the source of this 6741-nucleotide messenger RNA. RefSeq lists its product as uncharacterized. Lineage: Eukaryota; Viridiplantae; Streptophyta; Magnoliopsida; Fabales; Fabaceae. Bases 1 to 6741 code for a protein of 2246 amino acids. The record is from RefSeq and is a predicted model, not a curated record. Gene Ontology annotation, molecular function: ADP binding. The transcript has 12 exons.
AUGGAGAGCAUCCCUGCUGAACUUGUAAAGAACGAAACCCAGAGUUUAGUGAACUUGGUGAAAAAUGGAGCUCAAUAUAUAUGUUGCUUCAAUAGUUAUGUUCAAGAGUAUGAGCAAGCAAAGGAAAGAUUGAAAGCAAAACUCGAAGAUGUAAGGAGAAUAAUUGAUCAAGCUAGAGGUGUUUCUUUUGUCACAUCUGGAGCACUACAAUGGACACAUGAAGUUGAAAAACUCAUUGAUGUUGACACUAAGAAAGAGAAAUGCUUUAAUGACUUGUGUCUUAAUUGCUGGCCUCAAUAUCAGAAAGGCAGAGACUUGGCGAAGGGGACUCUAGAUAUUGACAGACUUCUAAAAAGAUGUAACUUUGAUAUAGUGGCAGGUUCAACUGAUUUUCCGGGUAUAAAAUACCAUUGCUUACCAAAUUUCACGUAUUUUGAGAGCAGAAAGUCAAUAUUUAAAGAACUUAAAAAGGCACUAGAAGAUGAAGAAAACAAUAUGAUUGGGCUGGAAGGCUUAGGGGGAACAGGCAAAACUUCAAUGGCAACAGAAGUGGGUGCUGAAUUGGAAGGAUCCACAUUCAGCAAAGUCAUCUUUCUUGUUGUCUCUAAGCUUCCAGAUUUCAAACAUCUUCGAGGUGAAAUUGCUAGACGUUUGGGUUUGAAAUCAGAGGAUGGAGAGUACCGCAAAAAAAUAUUGACCAAAAUCAAAGCGUUAAAAGAGAAACUUCUUAUAGUACUAGAUGAUGUGUGGAUGGAGUUUGAUCUCAGGAAAGAGUUGGGGAUUCCUCCUCCCCACUUGCAUAAGGGUUGCACUAUAUUGAUAACCACUCGGAGCAAAGAGAUUUGUAAAAAAAUGGAUUGUCAAAGGAUCAUUCAUCUACAAGCAUUGACUGAUAAGGAAGCAUUGCAACUUUUCCUCGAGCAUGCUAAUAGCUCCUCUACUUUGGAGAAUCUGGCGCAAGAAAUUGUGAAGCAUUGCCAUGGAGUACCAGUUGUAAUUUUAGCUCUAGCAAGAUCACUAAAAGAUCGACCUUUUAAAGUUUGGACAGAAGCCUUGAGGAACUUGCAAAGUGGUGAGUCAAUAUUCAAUGUUCGUGAUGAAGAUUUGAAGAAGGUCUAUGAAGGUUUAAAGUUAAGCUAUGAUAAUUUGAGAAAUGAAAAAUCCAAAAAGCUCCUAUUGAUAUCUUCUCUAUUCCCCGAAGAUUUUAAUAUUCCCAUGGAGUUUUUAAUUAGAAUUGGUGUAGGAAUGGGCCCUUUUGGUAAGGAAGUUGAUGACUACAACAAAAGAAGAAGAAAAUCACUUGAUGCUGUAGUGGAACUCCUAGGUUCUUCUUUAUUGUUGAAUGCUGAGAGGGAAUGUGUAAAGAUGCAUGAUUUAGUUCAUGAAGUAGCCUUAUUGAUAGGACAAGAAGACAUUCAAUCCAUCAUUAAAUCUGAACUAUCUGUAAAAAAAGGGUUGCAAUGUUUAUAUUGGAAAAAUGAUGAUUUUUCGAGACCUUUUGAUAGUCAAAACCUUGAGGUAUUAUUUCUAGUUCGAGAUGAUCGAAAGGAUUUGGAAGUCCCUGAUACAUUCUUUAGAGAGAUGACAAAGCUCAAAGUUUUGUUUUUACAAAAUAAAGCUUGGCAUCGAAUUUCAGCUCCAUCACUGUUUCCAUUAAUUCAGUUAUUACAAGAUAUUCGAACUCUCAGGAUAAAGAAUUUUAAUUUACAUAGCAACAUCUCUAUGUUGGGAGGGUUAUCAAAUCUUGAGACACUUUGGUUGGAUGAUUGCUCAAUCAUUAAACCUGAAAAAAAAUUUGAGCUACAAAAGUUGAGAUUCUUAGGGAUAGAAAAUUGUAACAGUAAUAUGAAUAAUCCUUUUGAAUUGAUUGAAGCAUGCCCAAAGCUAGAGGAGUUGGCUUUUUUGAGUAAUGAUUAUGUCAAGCAUCAAGAAGAAGAUACAAUUUCUCAAGAAGUAUCUCUUCCUUCCUUACAAAUAUAUCAAAUAUCUUCUGAGGGCAACUUUUUAGAUUAUUUUAAGCAAUAUGGUUCCCUGUCAAGAUGCUUUCAGCCAGGUAGUUUAACGCAUUUAAUCUCUGAGGCCACAUUUAGGCAACUUGCAAGGACAGCAGAGCUUCUUAGCUUAAGUGGGCAUGGAAAACAGAAAAAUCUUAUCCCUGACAUUGUUCCAGUAGAUGACACAGGUAUGACUGACUUGAUCAUUCUUCAAUUGGAUUCUUGGCCUGACAUGCAAUGUCUCAUUGAUGCUGUGAACAAUUGCUUUGACGUGAAGAAUGCCUUUUCCAAUUUAGUUGGACUAUAUCUUUCUAAAAUAGGACUAAGCAAUAUAUUAUUUAAUGGCCAUUAUAACCUGUGUCAUCUGAAGACCUUGAAACUGAAGGAGUGUCCAAAGCUGACGUCAAUUUUCCUCCCAUCCACUGCUCAAAGCCUUUUGCAUUUGGAAGAGUUGAACAUUAGGAGAUGUGAUGCAUUGGAAUGCAUUGUAGAAGAUCAGAGUUCAAGAGGGGAAAUAGCUGGUGGUGAUGGUGACAAUGAUCAAAAGAGCUACGGCACCCUGUUUCCAAAGUUUAAAAUUCUUGAAAUUGAUAGUUGUGACAAUUUAGAAAUAAUAUUGCCAAUCCUUCAUGGUGGAUGGCAUCUAGAAAGAAUAAUCAUACAGCGCUGCAAGAAGUUGAAAUAUAUAUUUGAUAAGUUCCAAGAGGUCAAUGUUAAUCUCCCCUUUGUGGAAAGAAUGCAACUUGUUAGUCUGUCAAGUCUGGUUGGUGUUUUCAGGCAGUAUGAAAAAUCCACCUCUUCGUCACCACAACGACCAGCACCCAUACCUUCAAGCACCAAGAUACGUUCUUUUUCUUGGGGUCAAGUAUGUUGUUUUAAAUCAAAGGCGACAAGUGAAGAGGCUGAUGUUGCUGUUUCUAUGGGGAGAUUGCUUGACAAAGGAAUCUCACAGGGAUUACUUGCAUCUAAGAAAUGGAUUGAUAAUGCUCCUACACUUGGGAGGCAACUAGCACUCCAUGUUGUUGGUCAUAUCAGGAAGAUGGAACUUGCAUCUCUCUCUUCAAAUUCAGUAUCAACUUUGUUCACUUUAUCUAUGGCAUCAGUGAUAGCAUGGGAAGAAUUGACAAUCAGUCGUUAUGAUGGGCUGAAGCACUUGGUAAUGAGCGAGGAGGAUGAUUAUAAAGAUGAAAUCAAUUGCAGUUCCAUUUUCCCAAAGUUACAGAAACUUUAUAUCUCAGAGUGCGUGGACUUGGAAUUUUUAUUUCUGUCUGCAAUAUCUAUAGAAAUUAAGAAUUUAAAGUCCUUGACUAUUGAAGGUGCUCCUCAGCUGACAUAUGUCAGUGAGAAAUACCAGCAUCAGCAUCGUUUAUCUGAUCAAAAUCAGAAUGACGAGUGGCACUUUGAUCUCCCUGCUUUGGAGGUCCUCUGUUUAGAGAAAGUACCUAAGUUCAUCGACAUUGGUCCCAUGAAUUAUAAAAUAGUGUCACCAUCUCUACCACACGUUUGUUCAGACAAAGCACAACUGAAUUUGAAUACCACAAAGGAAUUAGAUCCAUCCACAUGUGGAGUUUUUCCUUCCCACCCAGCUCAAAGCCUUUUGGUCCAAUCAUUGAAGAAUGUAAGGAAAAUAGAACUCACAGAAUGUGAGAACUUAAUAUCACUGUCAAAUCUAUCCGUUGCGGCCUCAACAAUUUCAUUGAAAAAUUUGAGAAUACAGAAAUGUCAUAAACUGAAGUGCAUCACAACACAUGAGGGAGAUGCCCAAGUUGUCAUAAAAUUUGAGUAUUGUUCCAUUUUCCCAACACUAGAGAAUCUGUAUAUUGGGGAUUGCGAGGAGUUGGAAUUUGUAUUUCAAUCAUCAAUAUCUGGUGGUCUUCAAAAAUUGAAGUCUUUGACUAUCAUGAAAGUUCUUGAACUAAAAUAUAUUGUUGGGAACUACCAGCAAGAUCAGCAAAAUGAAGAGCUGCAUUUCGAUCUCCCUGCUUUGGCGACCCUGUACAUUGAAGAUGCGCCAAAGAUCAAAAGCAUUGGUGCUAAGAAUUAUAAGAUGGAUCUGUCAUCUCUUCAGAAUGUUGUGAUGUGGAAUUGCGGCAUUAAAUCUUUGGAUGAUUAUGACAUGGUGAAUUUGCCGACUUCAGAGGAAGUAGGUGCAUCCACAGAAGGAGUUCCUCCUUUCCUUGUAGCUCAAAGCCUUUUGGUGCAAUCAUUGAAGAAUGUUACGAAAAUAAAACUAUGGAAAUGUGGGAACAUAUUAUCACUGUCAACUCUCUCCAUUGCGGCCUCAACAAUUUCGUUGGAAAGUUUGUCAAUCAGUAAAUGUCAUAAACUGAAGUGCAUCACGACACAUGAGGGAGAUGCUCAAGUUGAUAAUAAGAAUUAUUGUUCCAUUUUUCCAACACUAGAGAAACUGGAAAUUAAUUAUUGCAGGGAGUUGGAAUUUGUAUUUCAAUCAUCAAUAUCUGGUGGUCUUCAAAAAUUGAAGUCUUUGUAUAUUAGGGAAGUUCCUGAACUAAAAUAUAUUGUUGGGAACUACCAGCAGGAUCAACAAAAUGAAGAGCUGCAUUUCGAGCUCCCUGCUUUGGCGAACCUGUACAUUGAAGAUGCGCCAAAGAUCAAAAGCAUUUGUGCUAAGAAUUAUAAGAUGGAUCUGGCAUCUCUUCAGAAUGUUGUGAUGGGGAAUUGCGGCAUUAAAUCUUUUGAUGAUUAUGACAUGGUGAAUGUGACGACUUCAGAGGAAUUAAAUUCAUCUACAGGCAGAGUUCCUCCUUUCCAUGCAUCUCAAAUCUUGUUGACGCAAUCAUUGAAGAAUGUUAGAAAAAUAGAACUAUUCGGAUGUUGGAACAUAAUAUCAUUGUCAACUCUAUCCCUUGCCUCAACAAUUUUGUUGGAAGAUUUGUCAAUACUGAACUGUCAUAAACUGAAGUGCAUUGUAGAAGAUGAGGCAGAUGCUGGAACUCACAUGAGCUAUAAUUCCAUCUUUCCAAAGUUGAAACGGUUAGAAGUUUCAGACUGCCACGCAUUGGAAUAUUUAUUCCCUGCAUAUGCUUUCACAUGCCCUGCAUAUUUGGAAUCUUUGGUGCUCAAAAGGGCUCCUAUGUUGAAAUAUGUAUUUGGAAGAAACCAACAUGAAGACAAUAUAACUCAUCAGAACGAGAGUAGCAAAAUUCACAUGGACUUCCCUACUUUGAAAGAUUUUUCAAUUGAGGAUGCGCCAGAGGAAAAAAAGAAGGCGCCAAUUCAUACAAGUCCCAACCUCACUGUUCUUCCUACAAGAGACAACACUCAUGCAAGUGCCAAAAUUUUUGAAAAGGAAGAGGAAGAGGAAGAUGACCUAGCUGUGCCACCUGUAACAAUUAUUUCAAGUGAGCAAACUUCUGAGGCAAUCUUGCCAUUGAGUCCUAUGUCAACAAAAGCUUCAACAAGCCUCAAUCAAAGUCUUUCAACCGUUCUCCCCAAGCCUUCCAAUGGAAGAAAUCUUCAUAAUGAUGUUGAAUCCACUAACCAACAAACUUCUAAUGUUGCAAAUGAUGUUCAAGCUUCUCACAAAUCCCUUGGCCAUGCCACCGUCUCAAGUGGAAGUGGCAAUAUAAGAGUUGAUACAGGUGGCUUGAUAACUACCCGACAUCGUCAAAGUGACAUAAAAGCAAAGAACUCUUUCCUCAAAGAAAAGCCUAAGACUUCCAUUCAUGGAGACCCAUUUGUGCCAUGCAUGACAACUGUUUCAAGUGAGCAAACUUCUAAGGCACUCUUGCCACAGAGUCCUAAGUCUUCAAAAGCUUCACUCUGCAAGCCUACUGAUGACAUUAAAGUUUCUGAUAAGCCUCCUGCCACUGUCAUUGGUAAUGGCGUCCCCAUUCCACGGCCAACGACUCGAUACAAGGGUGUUAAUAAUGACAAGGACAUCAAUGAGACAAAUGUAACUCAAGAUGAAUCCAAGACAAAAAUGGCGUCCCGUGGUGGCCAACCAAAUUCAAGUGAGCAUGUGGCUGAUGACCCAAGCAAUCUUUGGCAGAUGGAACAAGAGCUGUCAUGUUCUAGAGGCCAAAUUAAGCAUCCUGAUGUGACAAAAUCAUCAAAUAUUAAUACUGAGCAUGCACAAUCUUCGUUGCUUCCAUUUUCUACUCCUUCAGAUUCGGCACCUUCUGUUCUUGAGACUGACCAAGCUUUGAAUAUUAGUGGAGUGCAAGAGAUAGUUGAGAUGAUGAAAUUAGAGGGUUCUGACACUUCUUUAUUGGAAGAGGCACUCAAAACUCACCCACAACUGCGUCUGUCUACAAAUGAUCGAAGCACCCAAAUGCUGUGCGUAUCCUAUAGGGUAUUGAUUGAUAUACUCCACAUUCUAACCACCAGAACACCCUUCACAAUCACUGAGGCAGACAAGAGGUUGUUGGAAGAGAAAUUAAAGGAUGCUCGUUUUGUUGGUUUUGAUAAGGACUGGCUUGAAUCUAUCAAGACUAAGGUUUUUAAUAGUGAUUUAUCUGAUUUUGAUGGCAUCCAAGAAAUUAUAACGGGUUUGGACAGUGAUCUCAAGACCAAUGAGGCAAUGCUUGCGGCUAGUCGAAAUCAAGAGGUUAAGGCAGCUCAAGUGGCCGAAAUGGCUCAAAAGCACCUGGAAGCUGCGUUACAAGAGGAUGCAAAUGUGAUGGCAAAUCAUACUCAGCUUUCAAAGGCCCGACAAGAGAUUCUAGCAAGGCAAAACCAAUACAGGGAAAUGAUUGCUGCUAAAAAUAAACAUUUUGGAUUCUAG